This is a messenger RNA of Linum trigynum, 855 nucleotides long. Lineage: Eukaryota; Viridiplantae; Streptophyta; Magnoliopsida; Malpighiales; Linaceae. The record is from the annotation of a GenBank genome assembly.
AUGGAGACGAAGCCGAUCGAGAUAAGCAGCUCGAAGAUGUUCGGAGGGUACAACAAGAGAUACAAGCACUACAGCCCAACACUGGGUUGCUCCAUGACGUUCCACGUCUAUUUCCCACCUUCAUCUUCGCCUUCCCAGAAGUUCCCUGUGCUUUACUGGCUCUCUGGCCUUACCUGCAAUGAUGAGAACUUCAUAGCAAAGUCAGGGGCACAGCGUGUUGCAUCGGCUGAGGGUGUCGCAUUGAUUGCUCCCGAUACAUCACCAAGAGGACUGAAUGUGGAAGGAGAGUCUGAAAGCUGGGAUUUUGGUGUCGGUGCUGGAUUUUAUCUCAACGCCACACAAGAAAAGUGGAAGAACUGGCAAAUGUACGAUUAUGUUGUGAAGGAACUGCCAAAACUUCUGAUCGAGAACUUCCCCCAGCUUGAUACAUCCAGGGCGUCCAUAUCUGGUCAUUCAAUGGGAGGACAUGGAGCUCUCACUAUCUACUUGAAAAACCUCGAUAAGUACAAGUCAGUAUCUGCUUUCGCACCGGUUUCCAAUCCUGUAAACUGCCCCUGGGGCCAGAAAGCAUUCACUAACUACCUUGGUGGCAAUAAAGCAGAUUGGGAGGAAUAUGAUGCUACAUGUCUUAUCUCCAAGUUCCAUGAUGUAAGGGCUACCAUUCUGAUUGAUCAGGGGGAGGACGACAAGUUCCUGCAAGAGCAGCUGCUGGUGAACAAGUUUGAGGAAGCAUGCAGGAGCGUGGGAGUCCCUGUUCUUCUAAGAAGGCAGCCAGGCUAUGACCAUUCUUACUUCUUCAUAUCCACUUUCAUCGAAGACCACAUCCGCCACCAUGUUCAAGCCUUGAAUCCAUAG